Messenger RNA from Brassica rapa (field mustard), 450 nucleotides. RefSeq lists its product as uncharacterized. Gene Ontology annotation, cellular component: nucleus. The record is from RefSeq and is a predicted model, not a curated record. Gene Ontology annotation, molecular function: transcription cis-regulatory region binding. NCBI's taxonomy places the organism in Eukaryota, Viridiplantae, Streptophyta, Magnoliopsida, Brassicales, Brassicaceae.
AUGGGUGACAGUGAAGAUGAAACCGGAUAUCCAAAGAAGUUUUACCCUCUGAAUCGACUAAACCAUCUUAUGUAUACCCGACCCAUUCUCAAACGUCACGCGUAUUACCGCGAAGAGGAUGAUAACAAGAAGACGAAAAAAUCAAAGAAGACAAAGGAGAAGGAUAUAAUCAUCAUUUUGAGGAACGAAGAGUGGGCCGAAGAGUGGAACGAACUAGCUGAAGAAGUGAGCGAAGAGCUUUGGUCAGAGAGGUCAAAGAUGUCAGAGACGCAGUGUCGGAGAAUGAUUGAUAGUUUAAAGAGGAAGUACAGGAAAAAUAAGAUCAAAGUCGAUAUACAUGGGUCUUGUUCGAGCAAGUGGUUGUUUUUCAACAAGAUGGAUAUGUUGUUUACUCUUCGCCUAAGCUGGAAUUGGGGUUGGGUUGUUGUGUUGAUUCAAGAGGGUUUAUGA